Molecule: messenger RNA, 1065 nt
Organism: Fonsecaea multimorphosa CBS 102226
Lineage: Eukaryota; Fungi; Ascomycota; Eurotiomycetes; Chaetothyriales; Herpotrichiellaceae
Exons: 5
Coding region: 1-1065 (354 amino acids)
Molecular function (GO): oxidoreductase activity, acting on the CH-CH group of donors, NAD or NADP as acceptor
Source: RefSeq, a predicted model, not a curated record
AUGGCGGCGACACCCACGUCCACCCGCACCUGGAUCCUGGCCAACCGCCCCAAGGGCACUCCGACCUUCGCCAGCACCGAUGCAAACCCGACUUUCAAACUGGUGGAGCGACCGCUGCCUCCAUUGCAACCGAACCAAGUCCUAGUCAAAACCUUGUUCUUCUCCAACGACCCGGCGCAACGUCCAGCCAUCGAUGCUUCCGUCAAAGCGGAGCGGCACUACACUCCGCCCGUGGAGAUUGGGGCGCCCAUGAUGGCACGCGGGCUGGCGGAAGUGGUUGAGUCGACCGCUGACAACCUACCCAAGGGGACCAUCGUCGCGGUGGCUCCGGGAUGGACCGAGUACGCUGUCGUGGAUGCCGCCGAUGCCAGUCCACGACAGCCACUUCCCGGUGGCUUGAGCAUCACGCACUAUCUGGGCGCGUUCGGUGGACCGGGCUUGACGGCUUAUUACGGCCUGGUUGUGAUUGGUGAGGCAAAGAAAGGGAUGAGAGUGGUAGUGUCCGGAGCGGCGGGGGCAACAGGCAGUAUGGUGGUGCAGAUUGCAAAGAAUAUUGUCGGUUGCUCCGAGGUGAUUGGCAUUGCCGGCUCGGAUGAGAAGUGCCGCUGGGUUGAGAGCCUUGGGGCGGACAAGUGCAUCAACUACAAGAGCCCGACGUUCGAAGAGGAUCUGAACAAGGCAACAGACGGUUUCGUUGAUAUCUACUUUGACAACGUCGGCGGCCACAUCCUCGACUUGAUGCUCGCCAGGCUGAAGCGCUAUGGAGUGUCCGUCGCAUGCGGCUCCAUUACAAGUUACAAUUCGAUGGAGCCAACAGUGCUGCAAAACUAUUUCCAAGUGAUCACCAUGCGCCUCUCGAUUCGCGGCUUCAUCGUGAGCGACUACCUGCCCAAAGCGCAGGAAACCAUCCAACUCUUUGUGCAGGCCAUCAAGGACGGGAAAUUGAAGAUCACCAACGAGGAGAGCGAGCAGGUCGUCGACACCAAAUUCGAGGACGUCCCCAAGACGUGGUUGAAGCUGUUUGAGGGAGGCAAUACUGGGAAAUUGGUCACUAAGCUGGUGUGA